Messenger RNA from Anoplopoma fimbria (sablefish), 6215 nucleotides. It is a transcript of the gene map3k5, whose product is annotated as mitogen-activated protein kinase kinase kinase 5. The record is from RefSeq and is a predicted model, not a curated record. Gene Ontology annotation, molecular function: MAP kinase kinase kinase activity; ATP binding. The coding region runs from base 341 to 4468 and encodes 1375 amino acids. NCBI's taxonomy places the organism in Eukaryota, Metazoa, Chordata, Actinopteri, Perciformes, Anoplopomatidae. The transcript has 30 exons. Gene Ontology annotation, biological process: protein phosphorylation; cellular response to stress; MAPK cascade.
GUUGCACAACUUUGGGAACUAUGCGGAUUUGUUGUGAGCGCUGAGCAGGAAUGCGCAGGAUUUUUGGGGCAGUUUUUCCAUCUUCCCCUGGAUCGGAGUCGUGACUUCGGCCACCCUGCGGUGCGUAUCGGCGCAGUAAACUUGGCAGUAAACAUGCAGCAUGGUGUGCAGUCGCGCCGCUGCCUCUGACGGACCGGUUGCCCGUGUUGAAGCGGAGGAAGGCUGCGCGUCCGCGGGUCACCGCCGUGCGUAACGCUGGCUCUCCAUGGAGGACUGGUGGAUGAGAAGCCCUCAUCGCAAACCCACUCUUUAAAGACAGUGAGAAGUGACCCGUGAAAACAUGAUGAGUCAAGACCACGACGGGAUUUCCUUACCGGUGCCCUGCUUCGGAGUUUGUCCCAGCAGAGAGAGCUUCGGCGGCGAAAGCGGCAGAAGCGGUGGAGGUGGAGGUGGAGGUGGAGGUGGAGGCGUUUUCGGUAUCCCUGCAGCCGGGACUUUCUGGCAUGAAUCGGUGGUCUGCAGCGGAGGGCUGAGCCCGACCACGGGCGGCGAUCCGAUGGACGGCGGCGGCGGCGGCUUGCUCUCCACCGGGAAGUCGUGCAAAAGCAGGCCGGUAACGGUGGCCUACGUGGUGAACGGGGAGGCGAGCCAGCAGAACAACGCCGAGAGCAUGGCCCUGCAGUGUCUGAAGGACGCCUGCGAGACGGCGGGCAGCAAGCUGGAGACGGUCAACUUUGGCAAACUGGACUUCGGGGAGACCACGGUGCUGGAUAGCUUCUACAACGCAGACAUCGCUGUGGUGGAGAUGACGGAUGCCUUUCGCCAGCCCUCGCUCUUCUACCACCUGGGAGUCAGAGAGAGCUUCAGCAUGGCCAACAAUAUCAUCCUGUACUGCGACACUAACUCUGACUCCCUCCAGUCCCUGCAGGAGAUAAUUUGCCAGAAGAACACUACGUGCUCAGCCAACUACACCUUCAUCCCGUACAUGGUGACGCCCCACAACAAGGUGUACUGCUGUGAGGGCAGCCUGAUGAAGGGCCUGACAGAGCUGAUGCAGCCCAGCUUUGAGAUGCUGCUGGGGCCCAUCUGCAUGCCGCUGCUCGACCGCUUCAUCCAGGUGCUCAAAGUGUCACAGGCAAACUCCCAUCAGUAUUUCCGAGAGACGAUCCUGAAUGAGAUUCGUAAGGCUCGGGAGCUCUACACUGGCAUGGAGCUGGCUGCCGAGCUGAGCCGAAUCCAACAGCGGCUGGACAACGUGGAGUGCCUUUCUGUCGACAUCGUCAUUAACCUGCUGCUGACAUACAGGGACAUCCAGGAUUAUGAGUCCAUCGUGAAGCUGGUGGAGUCUCUGGAGAAGCUGCCAACCUUUGACCCCAUGGCCCAUCCACAUGUGAAGUUCCACUACGCCUUUGCACUGAAUCGGAGGAACCUGCCGAGCGACAGACAGAAGGCUCUGGACAUUAUGCUGCCGCUGGUGAAGGACGAGGAGCAGGUAGCCUCGGACAUCUACUGCCUGGUGGGACGGAUCUACAAGGACAUGUUCCUCGAGUCCCACUUCACCGACACCGCGAGCAGAGACAGCGGUACACAGUGGUUUAAAAAGGGCUUUGAGUCAGAGCCAACACUACACUCUGGGAUCAACUAUGCUGUUCUACUCCUGGCAGCCGGACACCAGUUUGACACAUCUUUUGAGCUUCGCAAAGUGGGAGUGAAGCUGAGCAGCCUGUUGGGAAAAAAAGGCAGCCUGGACAAGCUGCAGAGCUACUGGGACGUGGGCUUCUUCUUGGGCGCCAGCAUCCUGGCCUGCGACAACACCAGGGUCAUCCAGGCCUCGGAGAAACUCUUCAAACUCAAAGCCCCCAUCUGGUAUCUGUGCUCACUGGUGGAGACCAUCUUGAUCUAUCAGCAGUUUAAGAAGCCCGGCGUGGAGCAGCCGGCCCCCAAGCAGGAACUGGUGGACUUCUGGAUGGACUUUCUGGUGGAGGCCACCAAGAAAGACGUCUCCUCUGUCCGAUUUCCUGUGUUGAUUUUAGAGCCCACUAAAGUGUACCAGCCUUCGUAUUUGUCCAUAAACAAAGACGUGGAUGACAACACGGUGUCUAUCUGGCACGUUGAUCCUGAUGACAAGCACAAGGGGAUUCAUGAGUGGAACUUCAGCGCCACAUCAGUACGAGGUGUCAGCAUCUCCAAGUUUGACGAGCGCAGUGCCUUCCUCUACGUGCUUCACAAUGCAGAGGACUUCCAGAUCUACUUCUGUACAGAGAUGCACUGUAAAAGAUUCUGCGAUCUGGUCAACAGCAUAACGGAGGAGGCCUGGAAAGGUCCAGAGGAGGGAGACUGUGACAACGACGCCUUAGAGUACGACUACGAGUACGAUGAGCACGGAGACAGGGUGGUUCUGGGAAAAGGUACAUUUGGUGUUGUGUACGCAGGUCGAGACCUCAGCAACCAGGUUCGACUGGCCAUCAAAGAAAUACCAGAGAGAGACAGCAGGUACUCUCAGCCGCUCCACGAGGAGAUCGCUCUUCACAAGCACUUAAAGCACAAGAACAUCGUCCAGUACCUCGGAUCCAUCAGCGAAAACGGCUUCAUAAAGAUCUUCAUGGAGCAGGUGCCUGGAGGGAGUCUCUCCGCACUGCUGAGGUCCAAGUGGGGCCCUCUGAAAAACAACGAGUCCACCAUCGGCUUCUACACGCGGCAGAUCUUAGAGGGACUCAAGUACCUGCACGACAACCAGAUAGCACACAGAGACAUCAAGGGCGACAAUGUUCUCAUCAACACCUACAGCGGCGUUCUGAAGAUAUCAGAUUUUGGCACAUCCAAGAGGUUGGCUGGGAUCAACCCCUGCACUGAGACUUUCACAGGCACACUGCAGUACAUGGCUCCGGAAAUCAUUGACAAGGGUCCUCGAGGAUAUGGCAAGCCAGCAGACAUCUGGUCUCUGGGCUGCACCAUUAUAGAGAUGGCAACUGGGAAACCACCUUUCUAUGAACUGGGAGAGCCGCAGGCUGCAAUGUUCAAGGUGGGCAUGUUUAAGAUCCAUCCAGAGAUCCCAGAUUCCAUGUCGCUGGAGGCCAAAGCCUUCAUCCUGCGCUGCUUUGAGCCGGACCCGGACCGCCGGGCCACCGCCCUCGACCUGCUCACCGACGAGUUCCUCACCGUCACCAGCCGCAAGAAGAAGAGCAAGAGCAGCUUCACAGCUCUGUCACCCGGGACUGAGUACCUCCGCAGUAUUUCACUGCCGGUGCCGGUGGUGGUGGAGGACACCAGCAGCAGCAGUGAGUACGGCUCCGUCUCCCCUGACAACGACCUCAACACCAACCCCUUCAUCUUCAAGCCCAGCGUGAAGUGCUACAGCGAGAGGGAUGUCAAGGGGCCCAGGUCCCUCUUCCUCAGCAUUCCAGUGGAGAACUUCGAGGACCACAGCGCGCCUCCAUCUCCAGAUGAGAAGGAUUCAGGCUUCUUUAUGCUUCGGAAGGACAGCGAGAGACGAGCCACACUGCACCAAAUCCUGACGGAGGAUCGGGAAAAGGUUGUGGCCAACCUGAUGGAGGCCCUCACACAGGGCUCUGAGGUACUGAAGCUGAAGCCUCAGCACAUCUCCACCCUCGUGGUCAGCCUGGCCGACUUUGUUCGCAUGGCGGAUAGGAAAAUCAUCGCCAACACGUUGUCUCAACUCAAGCUGGAGCUGGACUUUGAAAGCACCGCCAUCAGUCAGUUGCAGGUCAUGCUGUUUGGCUUCCAGGAUGCUGUAAACAAAGUGCUAAGAAACCACAACAUCAAGCCUCACUGGAUGUUCGCUCUGGACAACAUCAUUCGCAAAGCUGUGCAGACCGCCAUCACCAUCCUCGUACCAGAGCUGCGGCCUCACUUCAGCCUGGCCUCGGAAAGCGACCCCGCCGACCAGGACGACGUUGACGACGAGCCGGACAGAAGCUCCACCCAACAGAGCCGGGCGCCUCCCGUCGCCACUCACGACGACACCGUGGCCACCUCGGGAGUCAGCACGCUCAGCUCCACCGUCUCACACGAGUCCCAUAAUGCACAGCGCUCUGUGAGCAUGGAGCUGGGCCGGAUGAAGCUGGAGACCAACAGGCUGAUGGAGCAGCUGCUGGAGAAGGAGAGAGAGUAUCAGGCCAUCCUGCAACAAGUGCUGGAGGAGAGAGUGCAGGAGAUCAGACUACUGAGGCUGCGAUCUGAGCCCGCAGACGUCCCCUCAUCGUCAGAUGUCCCCGAGGGACAGAGGAGUCCGCCUGCAGAGAGACGUGAGGACUCAGAGAUGACCAGCUGGCUCAGGCUUUACGGCGCUGACCAGGACUCCAUAGACAGAAUACUUAACGAGGAGUACACGUUGAACAACAUCCUCCACGAUGUAACAAGAGACGAUCUGAAGAGUUUAAGACUGAGAGGCGGGAUCCUGUGUAAACUAUGGAAGGCCAUCACAGACUACAGGCAGAAGCCAACCUGAGGCCUUAAGUGGCGACAACCACUCAGAAAAGCCCGGACCUUUGUCCCAACAACUCAGUAUUCUCCUCUUUACCUCAGUAUUUAUAAGAGCAAGACUUUUAGGAGAAGAACCUGUGUUUGCCGUGUGCACAGAGCAGCUUUCCAAUCACAAGAGACACUCUUUGACUGGUCUUGGCAGAGUAUUUUGAUAAUUCUGUGGGGGGAAAAAAAGGGUCCCUUUUAAAAACAACAAUUACUGAGAAGUGCCACUAGUUUUGCUAUGCCUGAUGAACAUUACACAGCUUUUUGUUACAGGUGCGUUAGAAAUUACAAUUGGUGAGAAAAUCUAUUGUAAAAAUAUUGAAAACUGUCUAAACAUUUUUUCUCCUGUCUUUACAAGAUGUAAUGUUUACAAAUCUGGAGACUGACCGUUUUCUAAUACAAGCCUGAGAUACAAAAUACUACAUUCAAAAUCAUCUGAUCCAAUUUUUUUUAUCAUAGGCGUUUUAUCACUACUUUAUUUAAAUGUGUUUUUAAUUUAAUUGCUAUGGUAAUCUGAAGGACAUCCAUGCAUGCCCUGUUUUUGUUUUUAAUUUUUUUAUCCAUACUGAGACUUAUUUAAUUAGUUUUUCUCACAUUUCCUUUUAUAAUACGAAUCUACAUUUUUAUUUUUCAUAAACGUGUAAAUAUUGUGUUAUAGAAUUAUAUGUGAACAUUUAUGUACUUUAAAAACGCAUUGUUAAACAUAGUUAAAUCUACAUGAGGGUUCGACCGCGUCUAUAAUGAACACGUUAAAAAUGAAUUGUAUAGUAUUGUAUUUUCUAGUGUCAAAAAAUCAUAGGAUAUAUAAUAUUCAGUAAGUAAUUUAUAUUACAUCAAAUCAUUUGCUCUGUUUUCUUUUUUUGUACACUGACAAAAUUGUGCUUAUCUUGCUUGUGUAGAUAUGAUCAUCAAUCAGAUGUAUGUUAAUAUGGAAAAAAAAUAUAUGUAAGAGUCAUGACCUUUUUUAUUUUUAAAACAUGAUGUCAGAAAUGGGGAACAUAAUCAUGAGCAGUGUGUCCGUUUUGUUUCAUAACUAAAAUUAUUCACAAUUUUAGUGUCAUAUUAAAAAAACAUAUUGAAACUGUGAAAGAAAUGUGUUAGAAAAUAUUCAGUUUUUUUGUAUAAGAAUAGGCUGUUAAAUGCAAAGGUUUCUCUUUACCUAUGAAGAAACAGCUCUAUAAAACAUAAUAUUGACAAUUGUUGUAUGUUUAUACGGUUUUCCAUAGGCAUUUAAAGGUACAUUUCCAUUUUAAAACCAUAUAUUUGCAUAAUGUUUUGUUUCUUUUUUCAAAAGAAAAUAAAAAGUGACAGUACCUUAAGUAAAUGCAAAACUAUGCUAUACACAAAUACAGUAUGAGGCAAAAGUAACACACAAUAAACUGACCAACAAAGAUGUGUAGCCGCAAAAUACAGGUAACAAUGUCAGAGUUUUUGUGAAAAUUGCUUUUAUUGCAUAUUUUACCAUUUCAUAACAAAUAUUGAAGCUUUUACAGUUUCACUUUAGUAAUCUCAUCGACAAUUCAAUGUGCUUUGCAGUGUGAUUCAACUGUUCAAAUCAAGUUCUAAUAUAGAUACAAGCAGAUAAUAGCCUCUAAAUAUUACAAUAAAAAAAACACUGAACACAAACUAUUGAAAUGCUGGAGUAAUGAAAAUGUGCAAAUGUCUCCCUGUUGUGUUUUUGCUAUUCAAGUUAAAGUAUUGUUGAGUGGAAAACAAGAGAGACUUCU